Molecule: messenger RNA, 531 nt
Organism: Saprolegnia parasitica CBS 223.65
Lineage: Eukaryota; Oomycota; Saprolegniomycetes; Saprolegniales; Saprolegniaceae
Exons: 1
Coding region: 1-531 (176 amino acids)
Biological process (GO): carbohydrate metabolic process
Cellular component (GO): extracellular region
Molecular function (GO): cellulose binding
Source: RefSeq, a predicted model, not a curated record
AUGCAGUACAAGCUGCCGGCGGGUGUCAAGUGCGACGGCGACUCGCACUGCGUGCUUCGUUGGUGGUAUGUCGGCUGGAACAACCCGGGCAUCGACAUCAACGGCCAGGAGCAGUUCUGGAACUGCGCCGACAUUUACAUCAGCGACACGUGCGGGUCGGACCCGAAGCCGUCGCCGAGCAGCCAGAACCCGACGCCGGCGCCGAGCUCGGAGAAGCCCACAAAGGCCCCGGUCACAGACAAACCGACCCCGGUGACGGACAAGCCGACGAAGGCGCCGACGAUGGCCCCCAAGCCGAGCCAUAAGCCGUCUCACAAGCCCACGUCCAAGACGCCGGUGCACACGACUGUGAAGCCAACGGCCAAGCCCUCGACCAAGCCGACGGCCAAGCCCAUUGCAGGUGGCGGCAAGAAGGCGUGGGAGCAGUGCGGCGGCAAGGACUACACGGGCAGCACCGAGUGCGUUGGCGGCAGCAUCUGCGUCAAGCAAGACGAGUGGUACUCGCAGUGCGUGCCCAAGCGCCUCCGCUAA